AAUAUUUAAUUUAUUGACAAAAUAUUCUAAUUAAUGGUCAACAUUGUUUGUUACCUGAUUUGUUGUUACCCGAUUUUUCAUAUCCCAACUGAUUGAGGAAAUAUCUCAAUCUGUGGCAGAGACUCUGAUGGUAGGUCUCACUCUAUAAAUAUAGAGUACCGGUCCCCAAGCUCGCUGCUCAUUCUGACUUUCAGUAACUCCAUCUAAAAGAGUUAGUGAGAGCUUGGAAGCCCGUGUACUCGUUCUAACUUCUGUUCUUUUUCUUUUGUAGAUUUAAAGCUAGAUCGAGGUUAUCAAUAGCAAUGGCUGGAGCUUCUUCAUCAUCCUCUAGUUUUGCUGAAAUCCUUACCGAAAUUCCUGAGCUUAGGGGUGAUAAUUUCAAAAUCUGGAAGGAACGAGUUCUUCUUCAUUUAGGCUGCGCCGACAUGGACUACGCAAUAAGGAAGGACGAACCUGCUGCAAUCACUGCGACUAGCACUGCUGCUCAGAUCGCACUAUAUGAGAAAUGGGAGCGGUCCAAUCGCCUCAGCAUCAUGUUCAUCAUGUCCAAGAUCCCUCUGGGAAUGCGUGGAUCGGUGGAGCAACCUGAGAAAGUCAAAGACUUGAUCAAACUGAUCGAUGAGCAGUUCGACACUUCAGACAAACCACUUUACAACAACCUCAUCCACCAGUUCUCAUCCACAAAACUCACUGGUGUCAAAGGAGUUAGAGAACAUAUUUCAAAGAUGAGGGACAUUUCUGCUCAACUGAAGAAACUCGAUGUAGUCAUUCCCGAAACCUUCCUGGUCCACUACAUCCUUAACCAUCUUCCACCUCAAUAUGGGCCUUUCAAAAUUUCCUACAACACACAUAAGGACAAAUGGAGUAUCAAUGAACUGAUAACCAUGUGUGCUCAAGAAGAAGCAAGGCUCCUGCAGGAACAAGGUGAAAGUGCUCACAUGGCCACCCAAGGCAAGAAACGCAAACCAUCCAAGAAGGACAAGGGGAAAAAUAAAGUGCCUCCCCAAGGUGAUAUAAAGAAGGAUUCCAUCAAAUGUUUCUUCUGCAAAAAGAAGGGACAUGCGAAAAAGGAAUGCGCCAAGUUCAAGAAAUGGAUGGACGACAAUGGGUUUACAAAACCUAAGGAAGCCAGUGGGAAGUGAGCAAAGCAUCUUAUCUGGAAACAAGAUGGGCUCACAUGUGGAGGCUAUAGGAACGUGCCAUUUAGUUUUAAGUAGCGGUUUUGUUUUAAAGUUAGAAAAGACAUUUUAUGUACCAAGUUUCUCUAGAAACUUGAUUUCCGUUUCAAGACUUGUACCUUUUGGUUUUUCCUUUACAUUUUCAGACAAAUCUUUUAAUUUAUAUAAUAAAUCUGAAUGUGUUGGAAAUGGUAUUUUGUCUUAUGG
Molecule: messenger RNA, 1385 nt
Organism: Humulus lupulus (European hop)
Lineage: Eukaryota; Viridiplantae; Streptophyta; Magnoliopsida; Rosales; Cannabaceae
Exons: 3
Coding region: 303-1142 (279 amino acids)
Molecular function (GO): zinc ion binding; nucleic acid binding
Source: RefSeq, a predicted model, not a curated record